This is a messenger RNA of Peromyscus eremicus (cactus mouse), 1053 nucleotides long. RefSeq names its product protein tyrosine phosphatase receptor type C associated protein (gene Ptprcap). The transcript has 2 exons. The coding region runs from base 236 to 847 and encodes 203 amino acids. Gene Ontology annotation, cellular component: plasma membrane. NCBI's taxonomy places the organism in Eukaryota, Metazoa, Chordata, Mammalia, Rodentia, Cricetidae. The record is from RefSeq and is a predicted model, not a curated record.
CCACAACCUCACCUAGAGAGGCCUGGGAAGAUUUGGUGUGGGUCUGGGUGAUCCUGAGAGGCCGAGACCCCAUAAGGGUCCUGUGAUAGGCAAGAGUGGGUGGGGUGUUUCUGGCAGGAAACGGAAGUGCCAGUAACUUCUACACUAGUUAGUACACUUGAGAGCACCGGGGCUCACUUCUCACUCAACACAGCCGGAGUCAGAGGUGGGUGCCUACGCAAAGGCCAUCGGAUCAAUGGCUCUGCCUGGUCCCCUCCGAUGGAGGGUGCUGUUGGCCCUGCCAGGGGCCUUGGCCUCGGGGGUGGGCACAGAGGACGGUGCGGGCUCCAGCGCUGUCACCAUCGUCCUGCUGUUCCUGCUCCUACUGCUGCUUGUCACUGCCCUGGCCUUGGCCUGGCGCCGCCUCAGCCGGGUCUCAGGGGGCUACUACCACCCAGCUCGCCUGGGUGCUGCGGUGUGGGGCCACACCCGCCGCCUGCUCUGGGCCAGCCCUGCAGGCCGCUGGCUCCGGGCCCGCACUGAGCUGGGAUCCCCAGAGGAACCAGAGCAGCAAGAGGACGAACAGGAUGCCGAAGAGGAUUUCAUGAUGGACGGUGGCCCCGAGGAAGCUGGUCCCCAGGAAGAGGAGCAGCGGUGUGAGGCAGGAGCUCAAACAAAGCAGGGCCCAGAAGCACAGGACACAGACAGUGAAGGGGGCCUGGACCUCAGCUCUCAAGUUCCUGUGGGCUCAGGCAGCAGCGCUGAGGCCCUUCUGAGUGACCUGCAUGCCUUUUCAGGCAGUGCAGCCUGGGAUGCAGACAGUGCCAGGAAGGCAGGGGGCCAGGGCCUCCAUGUCACCGCACUGUAGGAGCCAGCUUGUGGUCCUGUCCCUGCCCCAGCCCCUGACUAUCUCUCUUCCCAUGUUGUCCCGAUGAAACACAAGCUGCCCCGGACCUUCAUCAUCCCAUCCUCACCUGCAGCUUCUCAGACUGCCACCCGACCAGUUUCCCAGAGUGUGCCCCUCCACACACACACACCGGGCAGACACUGAAAAUAAAACUUCUCAAGUCCUGA